Messenger RNA from Aspergillus sclerotioniger CBS 115572, 1228 nucleotides. Its product is annotated as PGAP3/PER1 family protein. The record is from RefSeq and is a predicted model, not a curated record. Bases 148 to 1146 code for a protein of 332 amino acids. The transcript is spliced from 4 exons. Gene Ontology annotation, biological process: GPI anchor biosynthetic process. Lineage: Eukaryota; Fungi; Ascomycota; Eurotiomycetes; Eurotiales; Aspergillaceae. Gene Ontology annotation, cellular component: endoplasmic reticulum membrane. Gene Ontology annotation, molecular function: hydrolase activity, acting on ester bonds.
CCAAGAACUAUCAUUAUUGUUAUUGCCGCGCGAUGUCACUCCGCCCCCCGCCGGAGCUACAUGCCGCCUGUCUAGAAUAGAGGCGUUCCACUACUCCUGAAGCUCACUUGCUCGCCUGAUCGCCAAACAACAAAUACGGAAAACAUCAUGGCUUUAGGAACGGCAAGGAGGAAGACGUACUGGUGCUUUAUAUUCCUCCUUCUCGCUGCUCUCAUUGGAAAGUCGACCGCCUCCCUUGGUGAUCAUCUCCCCGACUUCAAAGAAUGCGUCAAGGUUUGCCAGGCUGAGAACUGCCAAGAUGGCAAUUCGGCUAUUCCUUUCCACCUCCGCCUCAUGUUGUGGACGUGUCCUUCCGAAUGCGAUUAUACCUGCCAACAUGUUGUGACGGACCGCCGAGUCGCCCGUGAUCCUCCGAUGUUGAACCCAGUAUUACAAUUCCACGGUAAAUGGCCGUUCCGCAGGAUCCUUGGGAUGCAGGAACCGUUUUCCGUUCUGUUCUCGUUCUUCAACUUUCUUGCUCAUUGGUAUGGGAUCGGACGACUUCGCGAAACUGCACCCUCUUGGCACUCGCUACGGUCCUACUACAUCGUUUUCGGAUACUUUGGCUUAGCGUGCUGGACAUUCAGCAUGUUAUUCCAUACGAGAGACCUGUCCUUGACCGAAAAGCUGGACUAUUUUGGUGCAGGGGCUAACGUGAUGUACGGGCUAUAUCUUGCGAUCAUUCGGAUCUUCCGCCUGGACCAAGAGGAGCCUAGACACAAACCGACUUUGCGUCGUCUGCUGACUACGGUUUGUGCUCUUCUCUACACUUUGCAUGUAUGCUACCUCAGCUUUUGGUCAUGGGAUUACACCUACAACAUGAUUGCAAAUAUCGUGAUAGGAAUGGCCCAAAAUGUCCUGUGGGUGGGUUUCAGUAUCUAUCGUUAUCGCAAGUAUGGCAAGGAGUGGAUGGCCUGGCCCGGAAUGAUUGUGGUCUGGAUUAUUUUGGCCAUGAGCCUUGAAUUACUGGACUUCCCCCCCUGGCACGAGCUGAUUGACGCACAUAGCCUUUGGCAUUUGGGAACUGUGAUCCCAACUGCGUGGUGGUACUUGUUUCUCAUCCGGGACAUUCAGAACGACGUGGCAGGAGAACGGCUGAAAGCCUGAUUGAGCCCGUCUCGGGGGCAUGCAUCGUCAUCAUCGCACGGCCCUUGGCCCUGUCCAGGUGACCGGAUAGCUUGUAUUAUAU